AUUCUUGAUGUUAAAAAGUAUUGUUGCUGAAAUUUUGUUGUGAAGUUUAAUGGUAAUAAUGAGAUUUAAAUUUAUUAUUCAUUAUUUUGCUUUUUCGAGAAUGCUUUAUAUUCAGCUGCACUGUGAAGUCAUUCUGCUAUUUUCAAGCCAGUUUAAAAUUUUCUUCUUGCUUAACUGUAUGUUAAAAUCCUAUAUAUAGUAUAAUAAAUUUUACUCAUGUUUGUUGUGUGUGUGCUUUGUUUUGUUCUGUUCUCUCUGCAGUAUCCUAGUGUGAACCAGUUGUCCUCCAGUCUGGGAGGAUUGAGUCUUCAGAGUUCUCCACAACCAGAAAGCCUGAGACCGGUAAACCUAACACAGGAGAGGAAUAUUUUACCCAUGACUCCUGUUUGGGCACCUGUACCUAACUUGAAUUUAGAUCUCAAGAAAUUAAACUGUAGCCCAGACUCAUUUCGGUGUACUUUGACAAAUAUUCCACAGACACACGCUUUACUGAAUAAAGCUAAGCUUCCUUUAGGAUUGUUGUUACAUCACUUCAGAGACUUAACGCAAUUACCAGUGAUAACAUCAAAUACCAUUGUGAGGUGCCGAUCCUGUCGAACAUAUAUCAAUCCUUUUGUAUCCGUCAUUGAUCAACAUAGGUGGAAAUGCAAUUUGUGCUAUAGAGUUAAUGAUGUUCCUGAAGAAUUUAUGUAUAACCCCUUACGAUCUUACGGAGAGCCUCAUAAAUGACCAGAAGUUCAGAAUUCAACCGUGGAGUUCAUUGCUUCUUCAGAUUACAUGCUUCGUCCUCCUCAACCUGCAGUUUACUUGUUUGUUUUAGAUGUGUCUCAUAAUGCAGUGGAAGCUAGAUAUUUGAGAAUUUUGUGCCAGUCAUUGUUAGAAAAUCUGGACAAGCUCCCUGGAGAUUCACGAACAAGAAUAGGAUUCAUGACCUUUGAUAGCACUGUUCAUUUCUACAAUUUACAAGAAGGAUUAUCACAGCCUCAAAUGUUGAUUGUGUCUGAUAUAGAUGAUGUUUUUCUACCUACACCGGAUAGCUUACUUGUGAAUCUAUAUGAAAGUAAAGAGCUUAUAAAGGACCUACUGAAUGCAUUACCAAAUAUGUUCACCAACACAAGAGAAACACACAGUGCCCUUGGUCCCGCACUUCAGGCUGCCUUUAAAUUAAUGUCUCCAACAGGCGGCCGUGUGUCUGUAUUUCAGACACAGUUACCUUCCUUGGGUGCAGGACUUCUGCAGUCUAGAGAAGAUCCUAAUUAGAGAUCAAGCACAAAUGUUGUACAGCAUCUUGGCCCUGCAACUGAUUUUUAUAAGAAACUUGCUUUAGAUUGAUCAGGGCAGCAGAUGGCAGUGGAUCUGUUCCUUUUGAGAUCACAGUAUUCUGAUCUUGCUUCUCUAGCUUGCAUGUCCAAGUAUUCUGCAGGUUGCAUCUAUUAUUACCUGUCUUUCCACUAUACCCACAAUCCUUCACAAGCAGAAAAGUUACAAAAAGACUUAAAGCGAUAUCUCACAAGAAAAAUUGGAUUUGAAGCUGUAAUGAGAAUAAGGUGCACUAAAGGUCUUUCAAUGCACACUUUUCAUGGAAACUUCUUUGUCCGUUCCACUGAUUUGUUAUCCCUCGCCAACAUCAAUCCUGAUGCUGGAUUUGCAGUACAGCUGUCAAUUGAAGAAAGUUUGACAGAUACUUCCUUAGUGUGCUUCCAAACAGCCCUACUAUAUACAUCAAGCAAAGGUGAGCGGAGAAUUCGAGUGCAUACUCUCUGUUUGCCUGUAGUCAUUUCACUAGCAGAUGUUUAUGCAAGAGUGGAUGUACAAGCUGCCAUCUGCCUUCUGGGGAGACGUGGUGUCGCUGCGGGCUCGCUCUGCCGUGCGCUAGGCUUGGUGGGAAGGCUUGUUCUCGAGUUCGCGCUUUUCGUCGCCGCCAUGUCGGGAGGUGGUGUGAUUCGUGGCCCAGCAGGGAACAAUGAUUGCCGCAUCUAUGUGGAUAACUUACCUCCAGACAUCCGAACCAAGGACAUUGAGGACGUGUUCUACAAAUACGGUGCUAUCCGCGACAUCGAUCUCAAGAAUCGCCGCGGAGGACCGCCCUUCGCCUUCGUUGAGUUCGAGGACCCGCAAGACGCAGAAGACGCGGUGUAUGGUCACGACGGCUAUGAUUACGAUGGAUACCGUCUGCGGGUGGAGUUUCCUCUAAGCGGCCGUGGUACAGGCCGAGGCGGUGGCGGGGGUGGAGGCGGCGGGGCUCCCCGAGGCCGCUAUGGCCGCCCGUCCAGGCGUUCUGAAAACAGAGUGGUUGUCUCUGGACUGCCUCCAAGUGGAAGCUGGCAGGAUUUGAAGGAUCACAUGCAUGAAGCAGGUGAUGUAUGUUAUGCUGAUGUUUACCGAGAUGGCACUGGUGUUGUGGAGUUUGUACGGAAAGAAGAUAUGACCUAUGCAGUUCGAAAACUGGAUAACACUAAGUUUAGAUCUCAUGAGGGAGAAACUGCCUACAUCCGGGUUAAAGUUGAUGGGCCCAGAAGUCCAAGUUAUGGAAGAUCUCGAUCUCGAAGCCGUAGUCGUAGCAGAAGCCGUAGCAGAAGCAACAGCAGGAGUCGCAGUUACUCCCCAAGGAGAAGCAGAGGAUCACCACGCUAUUCUCCCCGUCAUAGCAGAUCUCGCUCUGGAUUGUCAAAAGGAGGAUUGAGGAGGAUCAGAUCAAUAAUGGAGGCAAUGUUACGUUUCUUUUACCAGACACGUCUUCCAGAGCUAGACACACUUGCAUCAGAAAGAGCCAGAUCCUUCGUAACUUGGCUUAGAGACAACAGACCGUUAAGUGCAAUUCUUCAUGUGGUAAAAGAUGAGAGUCCUGCCAAAACGGAAUUUUUUCAGCAUUUGAUUGAAGACAGGACGGAAGCCGCUCUCUCUUACUAUGAAUUUUUGCUUCACAGUCAGCAGCAGAUUUGUAAGUGAAGUGGAAUAAAGUUGAAUAAGAAGAAAAAGGUCCACAACCUAGGUAAAGCAUAUGUCAGAGAUGCACACAGGAAAUUUAAAGUGAUGGAUUUGUUGUUACAAGACAUAGCACGUAACAUAUAGCACCCUGCCUGAGGCUUUGGCAAAAGGUAAAGGGGAAGAAAGAACCUGACAGAUUUUCUUUAGCCUAAAUUAAUGGUUAUGAUGAUGCUGUUUUCACCAAGUAUAUUUUGAAUUGGUUUCUACACAUUUCUAGUAGUGCAGCAGUACAGUGCUCUAUUCAUUGCAAGCUGGCAAAUUUAUAUAGCUCUGUGGAAUGAGAUAUUGUAAUGUAAAACUAGAUAAAUUCCUUUUUCAUAGAAUUAAUUUUGGACUUGAACUCUGACAAGAGAUGCCCAAAGGCAUUGGUACCAUGUUAUUUGUUCAUAUGAAUUACUUUUUAACAAGGAAUGAUUUGUAUUCAUUAAAUGAAUUCAAUAUUUUCCCUGUAAAAACAAUAGCGUUUCAGCACAUGAACUAUAGAAAAAAAUAUAUAUGAUGUACAUAAAUGUUACAUUUGUAAAGAGAAUGUAAAAAUGUAACUACAGAAUAUGAAUUGCUUAAACUGUGCUGCAUUGUCAGAUGACAACUUUCUGUCGCAGUUAGAGAAUGAGGUUGGCUAAUUGCAUAUUAUGAAUUGAGUCCACAAAAGAAAUACAACUCUUUGUAAUUCUGUUAAAUCUUUUAUGUGGAUUUAUUUAUGAUAAGCCUACUAAUUAAAAAUAUUUUGCUUGA
This is a messenger RNA of Manis pentadactyla (Chinese pangolin), 3723 nucleotides long. Its product is annotated as protein transport protein Sec24B-like. Gene Ontology annotation, biological process: endoplasmic reticulum to Golgi vesicle-mediated transport; intracellular protein transport; COPII-coated vesicle cargo loading. Gene Ontology annotation, molecular function: RNA binding; zinc ion binding; SNARE binding. The record is from RefSeq and is a predicted model, not a curated record. Gene Ontology annotation, cellular component: COPII vesicle coat; endoplasmic reticulum exit site. NCBI's taxonomy places the organism in Eukaryota, Metazoa, Chordata, Mammalia, Pholidota, Manidae.